This is a messenger RNA of Baudoinia panamericana UAMH 10762, 1665 nucleotides long. RefSeq lists its product as uncharacterized. NCBI's taxonomy places the organism in Eukaryota, Fungi, Ascomycota, Dothideomycetes, Mycosphaerellales, Teratosphaeriaceae. The coding region runs from base 81 to 1514 and encodes 477 amino acids. The transcript has a single exon. The record is from RefSeq and is a predicted model, not a curated record.
GAACAGCCAAUGUACGUCGGAAACGGUACCUACCUCGCGUUCCGCGGGAUUCGCAGAAGGCGUCGAUGAGCUGCUAGCUGAUGUAUAUGCCGAGCAGCUCGUACCGAAGGUCUGAUCAGACCGUUAUGGCUUCCGAAAAGGAACCCAAGAAGAAAGGCACAUGGUGCAAGCGCUUGAUGACCCGCUUGGGCAAGCUCUUCCGCUGGAAGCGUUCCAAAAUCACAAACAAGGCCAAGGAGGUCGGCCUCACAGUAGAGAAGCCGGAGGUGCGACGGACGUACACGCCGCGCUAUGCUCACCGCGACGCCGCGCUGAGCAUUCCCGUGACCUACGGCAGCGAGGACACGACGAAUCUGCGCGAAAGAUUGCGUCAGCAGGACUGGGUCGCCGAGGUGUUUGAGACCGACGAGCGUGCAAGGCGAGCCAAGCUGGGCUACGACGGUUCUGGCCCCGCCCGCUACGAGUCGCUGAAUGAUGCGGAACGACUGGCGUUUACAAGCCGCCUGUCGCGCUGCAUGAUUGCACUGCAACGCAUGCCGGAUGCCAACGGCUCGUAUACCCAGUGCCCACCCACUCAUCAAUCUUGCAUGCCUGGCCAAGACUGUUGUCAGCCAGGGUCAUCGAAGGAUGCGCACUUACUCAAUACGCUGCGCUGGCUAUGCGGAAACGAAGGGCAGCAAGGUCCAUCGCAACCGUCCACAAAAAAGUCAGCAGAGCCGCCUCGUCGCGGCUCCUACAUUGCUGAGAUGCAGUCGAACCCCAAAAUGGCGUGUGCGGCUCGCCACAGCCGCACAUCAUUCCAGGGACAAACCUACAGCGAGCUUGUGGCAGAGCGCCGGAGACCACAGUACUGGACUCACAACAGCAGACCGAAUGUGACGCUUACGCGGGAGGAAAGAUGGAGCCUGUCAGAGACUCUGCGGGCGGAUAUCACGAACCGGAAGUCAGCCGGUAUGGCAGCAUAUCCCAGCGGCACGGCCACGACAUCUCCCAACGUGUCUUGCAAGGCCGCGGCUGGUAACCUUUCCAAGCGUGCAAUAAGAGGAGAUUCUGUCCAGGAAGACCGUGGGAUCAACGGCCUCGAGCAUCAACCGGCAGGUGUGCCGCUGAGGCUACCAGAAGCGGUAGCCGAAACGUCAGAGCUACCUUUGUCGAAACCGGAGGACUUAGACAAGUCGGUGCCGUCGUCAAUCGAAGGACCAUCGAGCUCCGGCGAAGUGACGGAGUCAUCUGGUAAGACAUCAGUGGCGAGUAAGACGCCGACCGUGGCCACGGCGCAGACCGAAGUCUCAGCAGGCGGGAAAGUCAAGGUGCAGUUACACUGUGCGCAAAUUGCGCGCAAGAAGAAUGUCAGCGCAGACACCAAGCCGGCCGCAAUCGGGCGUGAAGGGAGGGUCUCUGAGCAGAUUGGACAGCUCGAGGCGGCUGCGGAGACGUGCAAGAGUCGGAAUGGUAUGAAAGCAGCUACACGAAGAAGUAUCGAGUCCUGGUCGAAGACUGGGCUCGGAGACUAGGAUGGAAUUUGAGGUUGUGUCAAGGAAGGGGCAUAAGCACGACAUUAUGGGAAUUUGCAGGCUGCAGUGGAGAAGAUGGAUGAGAGGACUUGCGGUACCACUGAGCACGACUGGCGUUUUCACAGGCAUGCGCAUCAUACUGCCGCCUACA